Messenger RNA from Siniperca chuatsi (mandarin fish), 1245 nucleotides. RefSeq lists its product as uncharacterized. The record is from RefSeq and is a predicted model, not a curated record. NCBI's taxonomy places the organism in Eukaryota, Metazoa, Chordata, Actinopteri, Centrarchiformes, Sinipercidae. Bases 113 to 1024 code for a protein of 303 amino acids. The transcript has 4 exons.
CCAGAGAGCCCUUCUCCCAGACUGACAGGAACAAAAACUCUGAGUGUUUGGAAACAUUUGGAGAGAAAAGAGACAGGGAGGUACUUGAAGAGCAGAGAGGUCACCAUCCUCCAUGAGAAGGAGGAAGAGAAGCGCCGCUCAGCCAGGAAGACAAUCCAGGAGAGUCUUCCAAACAAGUCCACCACAAAAAUGGAUCUGUUCCAGCACGACAUCUGGCAUCACGAAGGUUCAUGUGGGAAACGUUCGUCGUUUGAGCAGACAUUUAGUGGCCGAGACCAGAAGCCCGGCUAAAAUUUCUGCCGUCCCCAAAGAAGAAGUUAAAUCCGGUGAAAAGAAAGACAGACCCACUAGGCACUCCAACGUGGGGAUUCACCUCCCUAAAGUUGAUUUAGGGAAGGCUGAGAGGGAGAUGAAAGAAAAGACGGAACAAGGCCAACAAGAGUUGGAGAAAAGAGACGAAGAGAUCAGGAAUGAUGCACAGGAAGACAUGUGCACACCGCCGCUGCAAGACGAAGAAGCAGAGCAGGCGGAAGAACAUCCGCAGGAACUGCAAAAUCUGCGCCAAGCAUGGCAAAGCAUUAUCCAGACUGAAGACCUAGAAUUUGAAGACAUUGCAGAUCUUGCAGGGGAGACAAUGGAGCUUGGGGAGGCAAAAAAAGAUAAGAGCGCUGGGAGACGCUUUCUUAAUUGGCUGGAUGAAAGGAAGAACGCCAGAACAUACAGGAGAGCGCUGGAGGAGGGCGACCAGCUUUACAGAACUUCCUACAUGGCUCGGCCAAUGACCCGAGCUCAGAGAGAGCAGCGAAAAUGGCAGAAGCAGAGCGCGGAGAAACUUCUGGACGCUCACUGGGAAAUGCGGGGACACAUGAAAGAGGUGCUGAGACUGAAGGAAAAGGAGCGCCAUGAGGGAUGGGCGGCCGGACACGGCCUGAGCGUUCCCGACUCUUCACCAGAGCAGCCCAAGAAAAGGAUGAGCAAGUGGGAGAAGAGAUUCUUAGGAGUGAAAGAGUCCUUCUCCUGCUAGAGACCAGUCUUACAUCAUCAUCUCACAUCUCUCUCUCUAUAUAUAUAUAUAUAUAAAGAUGGACUGUAUAUAUAAUGUGUAAGGGCAGCGCUGUGGCUCAGUGCUCAGCACUGUCGCCUGCGUGGGUUUCCUCUGGGUUUUGCUCCGUUUUCCUUCCGCAGUCCAAACACAUGCGCAACUCCAAACUGUAUUAAAUGAUCAUAACUCCUCUUACAUCAAGU